AACUCUUCAGGCGCGUGUGGAAAAUCAAUGAACACAUGGUCACGAGGCUUCGAGACAGGAGUGAAAAAGCGCUCCAGUACAUGAAUGCUGGCCGCCUGCCUCCAGGGAAGAAAUCACUUCUUCCGGAGGGAACGCGCUGUGUCAACGCCUUUUGGGGUUUGGAGGCCCGGCACAUUGCAUUGACAGAAGGCGAGGAGUACUGGCCACAGGGCUGUUUGACCUUGUCCGAGGGCUGCUUGAAGUCAGGCUGGGAACAGCCCUCGGAAGAGGGCCGUAGUGGGCACUGGCGUGUCUUUGCGGCGCGACCCUUCGAAGCCAAUGAGCUGGUGGAGGUUUGCCCUUUGGUGGAGGUGGACUUGGAGACAUGCAUCGCAUGCUUUCAGCUCCGGAUGAAUGUGGUGGAAACUCCUGCGGAUGAGGAUGCUGCCUACACCGGCAAGACUGGAAAGGUCAAGUCCUAUGUGCCCUUGGGCUAUGGCAUGCUCUAUCAGCAGUCCAUUGAGCUGCCCGACG
Molecule: messenger RNA, 513 nt
Organism: Cladocopium goreaui
Lineage: Eukaryota; Dinophyceae; Suessiales; Symbiodiniaceae
Source: the annotation of a GenBank genome assembly